AUGGGAAGUGAAGCAGAGAGCGAAGUGCGCGCGCAGGAUCCGGUGAAGGGCCUGCUUAUCGUCGGCCUCUCUGUUCAUUCGCAAGGCGCUAGAGCUGGUUUGGGGGGUCUCAUGGUUGAGGUAGUCGACGCUUCUCACAGUGACUCUCAAGCACCUGCCUCGCUCGCGCUUGCGACGACCACAUUUUCCAAAUCCCACCACCUCUCCCGCAGCCAACAAAACUCCUCAAAAACACCGAAUCAGCAUCUCAACUCCAUCCAAGAUUUCCAAAAUGGUAAGCCACCACCACCACCCCUCUUCGCAAUCCUCAACCCACCCAAAACUAACACGCCGAUUCCAAAGCCCGCAAAACGCAAACCGCCAACCCAAAAACCCUCCUCCUCAACAACAGACGUCCCCCGCCCCCGCGCCUCCAAACUCGCAAAAGAGCACAACAUCUCCGCCCACGAAGAGCGCGAGAUCCGCGAAGCCUUUUCCCUGUUCGCCGAACCCCUCAAAGGCUACUCCAAAGAAGGCGUCAUCCCCACGUCAGACGUCCGCUCCUGCCUCGUCGCCCUCGGCAUCCCGCCCUCCUCCCGCGACGAGCAGGCCGAGUUCGUCGAGAUCCUGGACCCCGAGGGCGAAGGCUUCGUCGCCUACGAGCCGUUCUUCGCCGUGUGUGCGUUGAAGUAUCAUCAGAGGGAAGAACGGGGCGGAGGCGAGGCGAGGAGGAGGGAGGUGGAGGAGGCGUUUGGGCUUUUCACGGGGGCCGGGGCCGGCGGAGGCUCUUCGGCGUCGGGUUCUGCUGGCCCGCGGGAUGUCAUAACGAUUGCGGACCUCAAGAGGGUUGCUGCCGUGCUGAGGGAGGACGUCAAGGACGAGGUGCUGCGGGAUAUGAUCCUCGAAGCCAACGGCGGCGCGGGCGUAGGCAAGGGAGUGAGGAGGGACGAGUUUGAGGAGGUUAUGCGGCGGGCUGGGGUUUGGCGAUGA
Messenger RNA from Colletotrichum abscissum, 969 nucleotides. RefSeq names its product calmodulin. The coding region runs from base 1 to 969 and encodes 322 amino acids. NCBI's taxonomy places the organism in Eukaryota, Fungi, Ascomycota, Sordariomycetes, Glomerellales, Glomerellaceae. The transcript is spliced from 2 exons. The record is from RefSeq and is a predicted model, not a curated record.